AUGAGUUCCCCGAGGAGAGAGUACCUGUGCAAGGUUCUGGUGGUCGGUGACCUCGGCGUCGGUAAGACCUCCAUUAUCCAGCGCUAUGUACACAACAUCUACUCGCACUGCUACAGAGCCACCAUCGGCGUGGACUUCGCGGUGAAGAUUGUGCGCUGGGAGAGGGACACGAUGGUGAGACUUCAGCUGUGGGACAUCGCAGGUCAGGAGCGGUUUGGUCACAUGACCCGGUUGUAUUACCGCCAGGCAGCCGGUGCGUUGGUGGUUUGUGACUUGGGCCGGGCCGCCACGCUACAUUCUGUCCACCGAUGGAAGGAAGAUCUGGACUCUAAAGUGUCCCUGAGAAACGGGAACCCCAUCCCAACCAUCCUGAUUGGAAACAAGUGUGACGUGGCUCCUUCUGGGGGAGGGAGCCAGGAUUUGGAGGACCUGAGCCGGGAACUCGGAUUCACAGAUUGUCACAUGACCUCCGCUAAGGAGAAUGUGAACAUCGAUGACGCAAUGUCCUGUCUCAUCAAACAAAUUAUCAGGAACAUGGAGGACUCCGGAUCUACCGAUGAUCCCGCCAUUGUAAAACCGUCUCUUCAUCAUUUCCGCUACACCGAUGGCUGCUCCCAGUGUUGCCGCUUCCAGUGA
Messenger RNA from Nanorana parkeri, 636 nucleotides. Its product is annotated as ras-related protein Rab-38-like. The coding region runs from base 1 to 636 and encodes 211 amino acids. Gene Ontology annotation, cellular component: trans-Golgi network; vesicle; Golgi apparatus. NCBI's taxonomy places the organism in Eukaryota, Metazoa, Chordata, Amphibia, Anura, Dicroglossidae. Gene Ontology annotation, biological process: vesicle-mediated transport. Gene Ontology annotation, molecular function: GTPase activity; GTP binding. The record is from RefSeq and is a predicted model, not a curated record. The transcript has 3 exons.